Molecule: messenger RNA, 1086 nt
Organism: Lodderomyces theae
Lineage: Eukaryota; Fungi; Ascomycota; Pichiomycetes; Serinales; Debaryomycetaceae
Exons: 1
Coding region: 1-1086 (361 amino acids)
Source: RefSeq, a predicted model, not a curated record
AUGAACAAAGAUUACGGUAGUUUGAACACCCACGCAAAGCCCAAGCCCACCCCACGGGCUAAACCAAUACGUCCUGCUAAUUUCGAGACCGGGUUCGUUCCGUACCGGAAUUCUAAACCCCACGAUAAUCCACACAUGAAUUCUGUACCGUCGAUAUUCUCACCUGAAAAACUGUCAGACCAGACCAACAAGAAGUACUCUAGGCCUAAGAACAAAGGAAGUCCGAAAAGGAGACCGGUUUAUGUCCACAACGACAAGAAUUCAGACCAAAACGGUCUGAACUUUCGAGACGUCUCAGCAUUCCCACAUCUGUUAGACUCCACUAAGCUAAAUCCUGCUGUUGACGAUGAUGACGACAAAGAGUUUGGGAUUAUCAAUGUGAACCGAGCUUCUCCGAGCCCUGCGAAGAAGGAGAAGAAGAAGAGGAAGCAAUUUGAUUUUGGAGAAGUUGAGGGGUUAGUGGAUAUACGUGCAGAUGCGAAACAGUUCAGAGAGAGGAAAAUGGCACGGACGAGUGAACAUGUGACUGAAAUUGAGCCACCCAAUCUGUUGAGCACUUUUGAGCUGGCCAAGUAUGGAAGUCGGAGUGAUGUUCUUCAAAAAUAUAAAUCAAAAGGUAUCCCGCCACCUAUCAAAACACGACUGGAGUUGAUUAGAAGAGCCCAGAAACAUUUUGGAUGUAUAGAGCCGAUACUAAAGGGCAAAGAGACACCUUCGGUAUAUUAUGAAAGAGCCAAAGAGCAGCAAAGGCUGUCACCACACGAGACGAUGACAGCCAAAGAGCAGACAAAGAUUGACUGGGAGCUGUUUUACGGGGGAUACUAUGGCUUCCAAAGACAGUCAAUUAUAGGCAAGGAAAUCACAAAGGCGUGUAAGCUUGCUUUGAAUAGAUGCAGGAUGAAUCCUGCCAUUAGUUACUGGACGAUACCGAGCUUUGCUAUUCAUGUGUUGGCGAAUGAAGUUAUAAUACGGUUGAUUAUGGAGGAUUUGAAACUUGAUUAUGAUGAUGCCGAACGGUUUUGUGAAAAGUCUACGGAUUAUGGAAUUGUGAUUGCUGAUAAAGUAGAAAUUGAGAAUGAUAUGUAG